Molecule: messenger RNA, 6782 nt
Organism: Camelus dromedarius (Arabian camel)
Lineage: Eukaryota; Metazoa; Chordata; Mammalia; Artiodactyla; Camelidae
Product: trigger factor-like
Exons: 2
Coding region: 7-348 (113 amino acids)
Source: RefSeq, a predicted model, not a curated record
GGUGAGAUGAAAGAGAAGAGGAUGAAUGAUGAUGAUGAUGGUGAUGAUGGUGGUGAUGGUGAUAGCGAUGAUGAUGAUGGUGUUAAUGGUGAUGAUGGUGGUGAUGGUGAUGGUGUUCAUAGUGAUGAUGAUUAUGGUGAUGAUGAUGUUGUUCAUAAUGAUGGUGAUUAUGGUGAUGGUGAUGAUGAUUGUGUUCAUAGUGAUAACGGUGAUGGUGUUCAUAGUGAUAGAAGUGAUGAUGAUGAUGAUGAUGGUGUUCAUAGUGAUGAUGACAAUGGCAAUGGUGAUGAUGAAGAUGAUGAAAGAGUGAAAAUUAGAAGAUUUCCUAUGCACCAGGCGCUAUUCUAAGUGCAUCACACAUCUGAACUCACAGCGACCCUGUAACUAGCUACUCUUGUCGUCUCUAUUUUUUUUAAGGUGAGAAAAAUUGAGGCAUAAGGAGAUGAAAUAACUUGCUUAUAGCUGCAUGGUUUGCUUGUGGAAGAGGCUGAAUGUGCAAUCUUCUCAAAGUACUCUUGCUACAAUUGGACACCACAUUUGAGAACAUCGUCUAUAUUAAAAAUUUUUGUAAGAUACAAAUAUGGCAAACUCAGGUGGCUUCUAAAAUGGAAUCUGCAAUUAUUCCUCUGCGCCAACAUGGCCAUAUUAAUUCACUUAAAUGGUGACAUUCCACAGAUUAGAAUAUACCUCACUUAAUUUCCUAUGUCUCAAAAUGAAUCAGUGUCUGUAUUCAAAGUUAGCAUGGCUUUAAUUUCACAUGGAAACUUAGAGAAAUAAAUAUAAUUGCUAUUCUGAGAGCUGCAAAAGAGAAACCACAAAAGAGGAACACCUCUGAUCAGAAAAACAAGCACAAUUUUAUUUGUCCUGGAAAACAGUGAAAUUUUUCUAAAUGUUUCCUGAGAUUGAAAAAUGAUUAUGUGAUUCUUAGAGGGUUUGAUGUUUGUCAAAAAUUACCAUAUUCUGUUUACAAAAAAUGAACUAGCUUCUAAUGAGAGAUUUGUAUUUUAGAGUGCUGUUCAGUUUCUAAUUACCCAUUUUCUGAUUUAAGACAGGGGAAUAGUUUGUAUAAAAACCAGUGAAAGAGAGUACUGUUUGACAAAUGUAAAGGCAAUCAAAAGUAUCUCUUAUAUUUUCUCAGUAUUACUGGAAAAAAGCGUUUUAUUUUGUCCUGUAGCAUAUUUUGGAAUGAAUUAAAUGCAUUUGUGACAAAGAUGCAGAAAUGCUAAGAAACUGACUCAUUCCUGUACGCAUUUAUUCACAAUGAAUGCCUACACCUUGUCAGGUACAGGGUUUUGGCUUAGGGAAAACAAAGAUAAAGGGCAUUAGCCUUUUCUGAAGGAAUUCAAUAAAGGAGCCAUAAAAGUUAAAGAGGUAAUUACAUGACAAAUGAUAAGUAGCUUGAUAAAACCAACAUGCUCAGAGAGCACAAAGUUAGCUACCUAAUCCAGGCUUGGGGUCAUGGAAAACUCCCUGUAGCAGAUGCCGUGAGUUGAGUCCUGAAGGAUUAGUAGGAAUUAAUAGGGCAAUGGAGUGUUGACUUCAGAAGGCGUAGCGUGUGCAAAGGCUUGGAGACAUGGUGGGCAUGGCCCAUCUGAGGAAUGUCAGGUAGUUGGGCCGGGCAAGGGCAGAGCGUGCUGAUGAGCAGUAGCAAAGGGAGAGGCUGCAGAGGUAGGCAGGGGCUUUAUCACGGAAGGUUUUGAAUAUCCAGAUUGCUUGGACAAGUUGAGGACAAGCCAUUGAAGAACUCCCCAUUGAUGGGGCAUGACAUGGUCAAAUUGGGGCUUGGGACAGUGACUUGGGGAGCCUUGGGAAGUAUGUAUUGGAGACUGAGCGAUCAGUUUGGAUGCUGUUGCUAUGAUAUAGAGGAGCAUCAAUGAUGAUCUGAAACUAUGGCACUGAGGAGGUGCAUUUGUUAGGGUGGGUUAAUUCUGGUAACAAACGACUCCAAACCAACAUGGCUUAAUACAAUAAAGUGUUCUUUCUCACUCGCAUAUAAUUUGAGGGAACAUGGGGAAGGGAAAGGGUUCUGCUCUAGGCUAUCAUUUAUGAACCUAAACUUCUUCCAUCCAGUGGUUUUACCAUUCCUUUAGGGCUGUAGGAUCCUCGACUGUGUCCAGUUUAUUCUGUGUUAUUGACAGAGGGAGGACUAGAGCAGAUAUUGAAUAUGAGGGAGAGAUUUUUAGGGUCCAGCCUAGAAAUAUCACACAGGCAUUCUAUCCAGAACAUAUCACGUGGCUCCACCUAGCCACAAGCAAUUCUGGGAAAGAGUUCUUCUGCACUCUCUGGAGGAAAACAAAAUGGAUUUGGUGAGCACAUGCCAAUUUUCACCUGUUUUUGACCUGUAGAAUGUCCGUUUCAUGUGGCUCAACCUGAACGUAAUAGAAGUAGAGUCUGGAGUAAACUCAAGAGAUGUUAUAAAACGAGAACUUGGUGACCAGUUGGGCACAGAAGCUGCGAGAAAGGAAGGAAUCUAUGCUUUAUGGUUGGGUGGAGUCACGGGUGGAUGGCUGUACCGUUUGUUCAGAUAAGGAUUACGGUCUUUGCAAAGAUGAUGAAGGGGAAGUGCUGAGUUUGAGAUGCUUCCCACAGUUCUCCACAGGACCUGCUGCCUCGUUUUCUCCAGAACUCUGUUAAAAUAUCACUCUGAGUAUAAUAGCUACAACCUUCACCCUCUGUUUUCCUGUUAUCCUGCUUUUUUUCUUCAUGGCACUCCCCACGUAGUGUCCAUUUUUUGGUAACUGGCUGCCUCUUCUCACUUGUUCACUGCUCUGUCCUGUAGUGCAGAGAACAAUGCCUGGCACAUAACAGGUGCUCAGUUGUUGAGUGGGUACAUGAGUCAAAAUGGAAAUGGCCAGCAGUCUAUUGGUUGUAAUAAUAAAUGCUAAUACUUACUGAAUGCUCACAAUGGGACAGAUACCGUUUCUAAAUACUUUGCAAGUAUUAAUUCAUGUAAUAAAGCGUCCCUCUAAGCUAGAUACAACUAGUAUCUCUAUUUUACAGAUGAGGAACCUGAAGUACGUAGAGCUGAAGAAACUUGACCAAGCUCAUAGUGUGAGUUAGAGAUAAGAUUGAAAUGUAGGCGAUAGAGCUUCAGAGGUCUACACCCUUAAACAUUCUGCUGUUGUGCCAGGUCAUUUUGGAAUGUGGGAGAAAUGGGCUGGAGCCAGAGGUUGGGAGGUCAUCAUUAGGAGUUGAGAUGUGAGUAGAGGUCAUCCUGUCCUUUGAGAUUUUUUUUUUUUUCAGCUUGACCUGGAACUCCUAUCCUGUAUCUGCCAGAGAGUUCAAUGCUCUCUUCAAUAUUUGGGGAAUUUCCACAAGCAUAAAUUUACAUGAUUGUUUAUUCCGAUGACCUGUUUCCUUUCAUGACCUUCAGUUUACAUGUCUCCUCACCUCAUCUCCUGUGACUGGUCCCCUCUUCCUGCUCUGCAUCAGCACAGGCAGGGAUUAAAGCUUUCCUUCCUUAACUUUUCCAGAACACUGUUCCCACAGGCAUUAUGUAUAUGUAGCAGAAUUUAUAGAAGAUUUGAGGGGAGAGAGCAGAGACACUAAAGAACUAUCAAGCAAAGAACAUAAAAACUGAACAGCUGACAUGUCUGUUCUUAAAAGUAUUCCACCACCUUGUCCCUGAGAAUGUCCCACGUGGUGGGUUACAGCUACUCUCUAGCCUCCCAAGGGUACUGUUGCUCUUUAUUUUCUUUCUUUCUCCCUUUGUCUCACCCUUUGGCUCUCCCUUCUCCCAAAUUCCUGUUAAUUACGUAUGCAGGAGAGGUUUCUUAUCAUUUAUUUCCUUUUCUGCUCCCAGGAAAUGUUUAUAGGAUUUCACCUUCAACACCCAAAGCACCCUCUACAUUUAAACAAAAAGAGCUCUCUUUUCACAAGGAACUCUGUUGUGAAAAUACUGAGUGUCUGUUUUAAAAGCGUGUUUUCCACUCCAUUACCAGUUUGGGUCCUGGUUUGGGAAAUGAAAGUGAAUGAAAUCUCCCAGAGAGUACGGGUGACUUGAGAUAAGAAAUCAGCUAUGAUUGGAAGGACAGAGAUCAGGAGGCAGCUGGAAAAAGACAUACUUUUGAGAACAUUCUUAUUUGUUGUCAGCUUGUUGUCAGUCAGGGAGAGUUGAAUAGGCAGAGACAGAGUUUGUGGCAUUGUUGUUACUGCAAAUAAAAUCUUUGAGAGAUAUGUGUGUGUGUGUAUACACACAUACAUUAAAUAGGUGCUUGCUCAUGUGUAGGGAAGUUAUAGGGUUUUCUUAAAGAUUUUUUUUCAGAGCAGUUUAGGUUUGCAGCAAAAUUGAGAGGAAAGUACAAAGAUUUCCAAUGUAUCCCCAACGCCUACACAUGCAUAGCCUCCCCCAUUAUCGACAUGUGCCGGUAGAGUGGUACCUUCGUUACAAUUGAUGAGCCAACAGUAACACAUUAUAAUCACCUGAAGUCUGUAGUGCACAUUACGGUUCACUCUUGGUGUUGUACAUUCUGUAGGUUUGGACAAAUGUAUAGUGAUGUGUAUCCACAUUAUAGUAUCAUACAGAGUAUUUUCACUGCUCUAAAUAUCCUCUAUGCUCUGCCUGUUCAACCCUCUCUCCCCCUCCAACCACUGAUCUUUUUAUUGUAUCCAUGACUUUGCCUUUUGCAGAGUGUCAUAUAGUUGGAAUCAUACAGUUUACAGCCUUUUCAGAUUGGCUCCUCGCACUUAGUAAUAUGCAUUUAAGGUUUCUCCCUGUCUUUACAUGGCUUGAUAGCUCAGUUCAUUUUAGCAUUGAUCAGAUUCCACUGUAUGGAAAUAAUAGUUUCUUUAUCCAUUCACCCACUGAAGGACAUCUUGGUUGCUUCCAAGUUUUGGCAACUAUUGCUAAAGCUGCUAUUAAACAUAUGUGUGUGUGGACCUAAGUUUUCAGCAUCUUUGGGUAAGUACUAAGGAGCGUGAUUGCUGGAUCAUAUGGUAAGAGUACGUUGAGUAUGUUUAAUUUUGUUAAGAAACCACCAAACUCUUCCAGAGUGGCUGUGCCGUUUCACUUCCCAGCAGCCAUGACUGAGCGUCCCUGUUGCUCUACAUCCUCACAGGCGUUCCGGUGGUGUCAGUAUUCUGGAUUUUGCGUCCUCAUAGACGUGGGGUGGCAUCUCGUUUUAAUUUGCAUAUCCUUGAUAUUAUAUGACGUGGAACAUCUUUUCAUACGCUUAUUUGCCAUCUGGUGAGGUGUCUGUUAAAACUCUUUGGCCCAUUAUUUAAAUUGAGUUGUUUGCUUUCUUAUUGUUGAGUUUAAGAGUUCUUUGUAUAUUUUAGAUAACAGCUCUUUAUGUGUGUCUUUCGCAUGUGUUUUCUCCCAGGCUGUGGCUUGUCUUCUCUUUCUCUUGACAUUGCUUUCCCCAGAGCAGAAGUUCUUAAUUUUAAUGAAGUCCAGCUUAUCACUUACUUCUCUCGUGGAUCGUGCUUUUGGUGUUUUUAUCUAAAAAGUCAUCGCCAUACCCAAGGACAUCUAGAUUUUCUCUUCCAAUAUCUUCUAGGAGUUUUAUAGUUUUGCAUUUCACAUUGAGGUUUAUGUUCCAUUUUGAGUUAAUUUUUGUGAAGGGUGUAAAUUCUGCAUCUAGAUCUAUUUUUCAGCGUACGGAUGUCCACUUGUUCCAGCACCAUUUGUUGAAAUGACUAUCUUUGCUCCACUGUGUUGCCUUUGAUCCUUUGUCAAAGACCCACUGUAUUUAUGUGGGUGUAUUUCUGGGCUCUCUAUUCUGUUACAUUGAUCUAUUUGUUUAUUCUUUUUCCAGUUCCACACUGUAUUGGUUUUUGUAGCUUCAUAGUAAGCGUUGAAGUCAGGUAGUGUCAGUCCUUCAACUUCAUUCUUCUUCAAUGUCGUAUUUUCUAUUCUUAAUUUUUUGCCUCUCCGUAUAAAUUUUAGAAUCAAUUUGUUGAUAUCCGCAAGACAACUUGCUGGGAUUCUGACUGUCAUUGCGUUGAAUCUAUAAAUCAAGCUGGGAAGAACUGACAUCUUGACAAUAUUGAGUCUUUCCUAUUUGUGAACAUGCAAUGUCUCUUCAUUUAUGUAGUUCCUUGAUUUUUGUUUCAUUCAUUAGAGUUUUAUAGUUUUUCUCACAUAAAUCUUGUACAUAUUUUGUUAGAUUUAUGCCUAAGUAUUUCAUUUUGGAGAUUGGUAGUGUAAGGUGUGUUUUGUUUUUUAUUUCAAAUUUCACUUGUUAUUGCUGGGAUAUAGGAAAACGAUUGACUUUUGUAUAUUAACCUUGUAUAAUCCUGCAACCUUGCUCUAAUCGCUUUUUCAUUCCAGAAGUAUUUUCAGUUCUUUCAGAUUUUUGACAUGUGUGAUCUGCAAAGAUAGCUUUAUUUAUUCCUUCCUGAUCUGUACACCUUUUAUUUCCUUUUCUUACCUAAUUGUACUGAUAAUGACUCCCAGUCGAUGAGAUCCCUGACUUAGGGACGUCCUCAGCUUGCUCCUGACCUUAGUGGGAGAGCUUCCAGUUUCUCACUGUGAAGUAUGAUGUUACGUGUAGAUUUUUUAUAGAUAUUCUUAAUCAAGUUGAGGACAUUCUUCCCUAUCCUAGCUUAACUAUGGAUUUUUAAAAGUUGAUCUUGUCUAAGUCCUUAUUCGUUCUAAUAAAUAAUUUUUCAAAUGGUUCUCUUGUAUAUUCUGGAUAGGUAAUUAUAUCAUCUAUAAAUAUUGACAGAUUUCCCCUUAUAAACAUGCUUGAAAUAUGUUUUUUUAAGCUUUCCUGUACAGUGUGUGUAUUUUUAUGUCAUUCAUUUCACAUUUUAUUACAUUUUUGAUCAGAUGAUAUGGG